This is a messenger RNA of Zootermopsis nevadensis, 2555 nucleotides long. RefSeq lists its product as uncharacterized. Lineage: Eukaryota; Metazoa; Arthropoda; Insecta; Blattodea; Termopsidae. The record is from RefSeq and is a predicted model, not a curated record.
UAAGAUUUCAUUCGACUUUCCGGCUAUUACGUGAUAUUCUUCUAAUUCUUCAGACUAGUUGGUUGGGUCUAGUCCUUCAAGUCAGUCACUUGUCAGCCUUCUUCUGCUUUGGACAGACAAUCUAACGGAUCGACCAGAAGCAUGCCGCUUAUAACUAAUCCCAAUUCGCUUGCCAGUUUGUCACUCGAUGCACUGGGGAAGUGCGUAGCAGUGGUAAUGAGGCGUAUGAUCGAGACAUGUACACAUGAAGGCGCCUUUAUGCAGAAUCUUGACUAUCAGGCUGCUUGCGGGCGUCUCGAGGAACUUCUUAGAUGGCUGCCGACGGACCAAGUCGAGGACUUCACCUAUGUGUUGAUUGGACACGUAAAUAAAGAAUACGCUACUCUGGUAGCGGAUGGAAAUUUCAGAGACGCCUGCGAGGAAAUAGCGCCCCUGGUCCUUAAAUCUUUGAUGCAUCCGAAUGUGAAGAAACUUGAUUGCAUUCGUUUUUCUCAUCAUCCAAAGAUAUCGGGAUUUUAUAAAAUUAGAGUUUGCGAUUUAAUAUAUAAGACGUUGCCGAUGUUGCAGGGGCUCACGGAGCUUGGCAUAGGAGUUGCAAAUAGGACACCACGUAUGAGAUUGGAAGUUAGAAGCUUUGCAGACACAUUACAGAAAUUUUCUUCACGCAGUUGUGAGGACAGAGAUGUACAAGUCCUUGCCGACUGCUGCAGGAAACUUAAGUGCCUGGACAUUAGCUUAUCUACAGCUUUGUCAGAUGGGGUUGUCGAACAGAUUUUAAGGUUUACGCAUCUGGAAGAGCUGAAUUUAUUUGAAGCAAGAUUCAUAUCACCUGGUGCCCUGCGAACUCUGUUCGACAACCUCCUUGAUCGUAAUGUGGUAGUUCCGCCGAUCAGGCGUCAACGUUCCUUGAGGCCGCCACGGGCAGAGUUCUUGAGGGUCUUUGGGUGUUCUGCGCCAACAGUUGACGACAUCAUCUCUAUCUCGUAUUUUACUAACGUCGUGUCGCUCUCUUUGAGCAGCGUGCAUAACAUUUCUUUGAGCCCACUGAGCAAUCUGAUGAAUUUAACAGAGCUUGCUUUGUGUAUGGUUAGGUUCGAGGACGUUAGAGAUUUAUUGCGAAGGGUAGGUAGUCGACUAACUUGUCUGAACUUAACGGAAGUUACAUCCAUGAAUUUGACGUAUCUUCGCCAGUGGUGUCCUGUAGUAAACUGCCUCCAUAUUUGCAAUACUGAUACUAGCCAUCUCAUAUUACCAGAGAAUUGGAAUGCGCGUUUUAACCAUCAGGAGUCUGAUCUCACCUUUCCGAGUGUUACAACUCUUGAACUGAGUAUAGAGAGUUUUGAAGUUGAAGCUUAUGUACUUUGUUGUGUGCCAAACGUUACAAAAUUGUACUUGCAUAAGGAUCUAACUGGGGUCACUUUUCAACUUUUCAUUCGUCGUGUGUUUACUCCACGCUUGCGAACGUUGUUUUGGGGAUCCGAAGGAGAAAUCACGUUCAGCGAAGACAUUGCCACCUCCAAGGUAUUUUAUGAUGACGGAAAUACAGAAAUCAGCCACAUAGUGUUAUCGAAUUUGGCACCGGGGGUUGCAAUCGAAUUAUAAGUCAUUCAUCACUCUCGUCUUUAAAAUCAAUAAUUUUAUUGUUGAAACUGCAUUCGAGUGGUAAAAGAAAGGGUGGAGGGGUGAGAGGGGUAAGUGUAUAAAUUUCUUGCUUGCUGUACGAGAUUGAACUUCAGUAUUUGGUUCAGUGUUCUGCGCAGUUUCAAACUGUGACGAGGGUUCAUCGGGAGAGCUAAAGUGUGUCCUGUGUACAGAAAUAUCGUGAGAUGAUGAGAAUUUCUGGAGACUGGCUUCGUCUUUGAGAAGUGAUAUGACUACUGAACUAGUUUUGCGAAGGCUGAUAAGAGACUAUGGUGUCAAUCCGCAGGACGUCUUUACAGUGUUUGUCAAUGGAAACAAAUGUGCGUUAUACCACGUGCCAAAUCAUCGUGCGCCGUUAGACGAAAUUGUUUCCGACCUGAACACACCAGACUUUUUUUUUGGCGUCAGCAUCCAACAGAUAUUCAAGAUACGAGGGACGAUAUUGCUGCUGCAUUCAAACCAGUCACAUCACAAAUUCUGGAAAAGAGAUUGAAGCAUUUCGCUGCCCAUCGUCGCUUCCGAUUUGAACAAAUCCCAUUUUGGGAUUAUUUUAUUAACUCCAUGUUUUAUUGUACAUUCGAUGAAAAUUUUAAUAAAAUGCAGUCGUUAUUACUAAUAUUAUAAUGUUUUAAUUAUUUUUUUUUCGUUUCAAACGGAGUCACUCCGUACACAUUUAAGCAGCAAACAGGCGUAUUUACAUUACAGCAUCAUCGCAUACUAAACAGGAAAGCUAAACGCAAACUGCGCAACUCCAAUCAGUCCAUCAAACAUUUAAUACUGUUUCAUAACUUUAUUUAUCCAAUUUAUGAGAUAACUCAAUAAAAUUUAAUUUAAUUUAAUUUUUAAUUAAUCUAAAAUUGUACAUUUGAGAUAUACUUAUGUUUUAUCAAGUCAUAAAUGCCUCUUCCAUAACU